CUAUGAGCGAAAUAUGGCUUGCUGCACAUGCUGACCCUGUGGCAAAUAUCCACACUUUUCAGUCAUGCAUGACUCUUUCUAAUGUUUAUGGACAAACCAACCAUCAAUGUGUUAUUGCUGAUAAUGGGGAUCUCUCUUGGCCUCCCAAACUGAAGGUGUACAACGGAACAACCCUGUCUUACGAUGGCAACAUCGUGGAAACCCCUACUGCAAUAGUAUCAUUUCAUGUUGACACAACAGAGCCUCGAAUACCUGCUAUCGCUAUGGCUGCUGGUCCCUACAUCUACGUAUACAAGAACAUUAGGCCUUACUUCAAGUUCACUGUCCCUUCCCUGGACAUCAAUCAGCUGGAGCAAGAUCUAUGGAACCAGGCCAAGGCGGAUAAAAUAGACGUGCAAAUGCUGCACGACAUGUUAGACAGUAUAAAAAGUGAUUCUGACUCUGUUCCCCUGACGCCCUUGUCCACAAAGUUCCUCCAGACAGCCCCACACCAACGCAGUCACUUUGUUUCUGUGUACCGUGAAAAUCCUCUCAAACGACAAACCGUUAUCACUGCUCUGGAAACGCUGAAAAAAUCUCACCCAGACGACGAUGCUAUAAGCUGCCUUAUCAUAGGGACGGAAAACAAGGACAUGUACAUUCUUGACCCUGAGGCGUUUACCGUCCUUGUCAAGCAAUCCCUUCCUUCUCAGCCAGUUUUCUUGAGAUCUACUGGGCUGUACGAUGUGGACUACAGGAUUCUGGUUGCCUGCAGAAACGGGAACAUUCUGGUGAUGAAGAAAGGUGCAAAUAGUCCUAAGUUUUGCAUAACACUUAACAGUCAUCCUAUUGGUAUUGAAAGGAUCGGUAAGAACAUAGUAAUCGCAACAAUGGAUAAGAACUUGAUGUGUUACAACAACAAGAUAAAGAAUCUGUGGAGCAUUCCAAUACCUCACAAUAUAACUUGUUUGGCUGGCAUGGAUUUUAAGGCUAAAACCUUUAAAGGGGUCCUGGUAGGCAUGGAUAACAGCGAAGUACGAGUGUACAGGGAUAAAUUCCUGGUGGAUACGAUGACUGUACCUGACAUACCUGCUAUGAUGCAGUUUGGUAAAUACGAUCGGGAGGAAUCAACUCUGAUCGUCAUUACCAAAUCAGGUGGUCUUCACAUCUUUAUCUUGAAAAGGAACGUUGAUUUGUCUCAAGGGUUAGCCAGCGCAAGUAUGGGACCGUCACCCAAGCAGUUUCAAAAACUAAAUGUUCCUCGGAAAACUAAAACUUUUGUUGACCAAACGUUGAGGGAGCGUGAACAUGGUGUUGCGAUGCACCGACAGUUCCAGCACGAUCUAUACAGAUUGCGCCUGACUACAGCACGCAACUUUGCUGAAGCGCUGCAAAAGAAGAUGAUGCCCAUAUCGAGCAGCAACUUUGCACCUCUGAAGCUGUCUGCCAAUGUGCAAGGAAUUGGCCCCAUGUUCCGACUCACAAUCGAAGUAAUGAACACGUCAACAAGCCACCCUAUCCUGGGGGCCUACGUUGUCUUGGUGACAAACGACACCCUCUACGUCCUAGAGAAGUGUUAUAUUAGCUUGCCUUUGCUAGUUCCCUCUCUUACAUACACUGUUAACACUAUGGUUAGGUGCACUUCUGAUCAAGGAAUCACCGAUGCUAUCAAUGUUUUUGUUUACAUUAAAGGAAAGUGUUCCCCAGUUCUCACUGCGAUUAUCGACAUGCCCGCGAGUGAAUCAAUGAUUGUUGUAUAGAAUAUUGUUGACGUUUGACUGACAACAAAUUUUCAGAAAUCCUAAUUAUAAACCAACUGGAUUGGUGUAUAAAUUGUGUAUAAUAUUAUGUAUCCUUUGUGUACAGCCAUGUAUAGACAUCUAUUUAAGCUCACUUCUUUUUCCAUUACAUCAAUGUUGAUUAUUGCUACUUGCUUCGUGUUA
Messenger RNA from Bolinopsis microptera, 1922 nucleotides. Its product is annotated as Bardet-Biedl syndrome 1 protein-like. The coding region runs from base 3 to 1739 and encodes 578 amino acids. The record is from RefSeq and is a predicted model, not a curated record. NCBI's taxonomy places the organism in Eukaryota, Metazoa, Ctenophora, Tentaculata, Lobata, Bolinopsidae. Gene Ontology annotation, cellular component: centrosome; axoneme; BBSome. The transcript is spliced from 4 exons. Gene Ontology annotation, biological process: protein localization to cilium; non-motile cilium assembly. Gene Ontology annotation, molecular function: smoothened binding; patched binding.